Messenger RNA from Rosa rugosa (rugosa rose), 1494 nucleotides. RefSeq lists its product as uncharacterized. The record is from RefSeq and is a predicted model, not a curated record. Lineage: Eukaryota; Viridiplantae; Streptophyta; Magnoliopsida; Rosales; Rosaceae. The transcript has 8 exons. Bases 536 to 1171 code for a protein of 211 amino acids.
CCUCUCUCUUCCUCCUUCUCUCAUCUCUCUUCUGAAAUCCACUGAAUCUGCCAAUUACUGAGAGUCGAGAAACCGAAGCCGAAGCCGCUGUCGCCGUCUCUCCUUUCUCUCUCCAUGGGCCUCCCCCUCUCAGCCCCUCUCUUCGACCGUCGAGGCGUCGACGGCCCUCGCUCUCCUCGACUGUAACUCAACAAACAGCCUCGAACUCUUGGUUGGUCUCUUCCUUAAGCAGCAAAGCAGAAAACUUUCUGGGUUCAAUUUCUGAUUCUUCAAAGUCCAUGUCUUGGAUGGUAUUAAUCCACAUAGCUGUGAUGCUCAUUGAUGAAAUUGGUCAAGCUAUCAAGUCAUCUGGUGACAACAAAUUGAUCAUAUUCUUGGCCCCAACUGUUCAUCUUGUUCGUCAGCAAUUUGAGGUUAUUAAAGAACACACUACUUUUAAAGAGGAGUAUUAUGGAGCCAAGGGGGUUGUUGCGUGGGAUAAGGAGCAUUGGGAAAAGGAAUUUAAAACCCGUGAUGAAUUUAUCACAGUUCUAGUAUGAAGCCAAAAGUUUUUGGAAUGACGGCUUCACUGUACUUCGAAAAGGUGUCUCAUCCACAAUGGACUGUGAAGAUCAAAUAUCUGAACUUGAAAGCAUUUGAUUCCCAGCAAGUAGAAAACAAAAAGGAUGCACCGCCUAACCGUAAAGAGAGAUUCAAGAUAACCCACCUAAAGAAGGGAUCUAAAACAGAGUACAUUGAUGAAGCAUCAACACAAGCUGUGCUUAUCUUUGAACAAAAAGAAGCAGAGAAAGCUAACCAAAACAUAGAAAUAACCUCUAAGGUUGUAGAAGAUAUAUAUGCUGACGUGUUUGGUGUUGAGAGGAGGAACCGAGUUAGAGGAAUGGGAACGGGAUAUAAAUGGGCUGAUGUUCCUUUUAUCCAUACAGAAAACAAAGGGAUUUCAAAAGAGGUGGAGGAACUAAGGGCUGCUGUGGAGGAACAAAAAAGUGUGUCUGCAAGAGCAUUGAUGGAGGUUGAAAGAUUGAGAAUUGAAUCUGCAAGGGAAAGGAAUGAAGUUGCUGAGAGAGAAAAACAACGUGAGGCAGAGUUGGAUAAGAUAAGAGCUGAUCAACUACAGAUGAUGGAGAACAUGAAAAAAAUGCAAGACUUGAUGGAAAUGCCAAGGACAUGAUUUGCUCAGCCAUGUUUGCUGCUCUUUAACUUCAUCAUGAUGUUUGUUGCUCUUAACUUAAUCAUGUUUUUGUUGUUUUGAUCCUGGUUUAAUGACAUCUAGAUUCUGUAUGUUUUUGUCUAAAAAUUUCUAGGAGUUAUUAAUCUAGUGCAGCAGUUACCAUUGUAUAUAUUGAAGAAUAUAGUUAAGCUUUUGAAGAUGGGUUGUAUCUUUAAACUUUCUGUUGUAUAAUUUUAUUUAAUAGAAUUUUUUUUUUAAUUUUUUUGGAAAGAAACCCACGGUUAUAUCAUCUGUGUGUAGGAUGCUGUCUGUGUGAAACAUUG